Molecule: messenger RNA, 927 nt
Organism: Caenorhabditis briggsae
Lineage: Eukaryota; Metazoa; Nematoda; Chromadorea; Rhabditida; Rhabditidae
Gene: Cbr-erl-1
Product: Protein CBR-ERL-1
Exons: 6
Coding region: 1-927 (308 amino acids)
Biological process (GO): SREBP signaling pathway
Cellular component (GO): endoplasmic reticulum; endoplasmic reticulum membrane
Molecular function (GO): cholesterol binding; ubiquitin protein ligase binding
Source: RefSeq, a predicted model, not a curated record
AUGUUGACCGAACUGGCGUUCGGCCUUCUCGCUGCUUGGAUUAUCAUAUUCAGUCAAGCACUUCACAAAAUCGACGAAGGACAUGUUGGCGUCUAUUAUCGAGGUGGAGCUCUGCUUAAAUCCGUGUCAGGACCUGGAUACCAUUUACAUGUUCCAUUAUUGACCACUGUAAAAUCGGUCCAAGUGACCCUUCAAACCGACGAGGCAACAAACGUCCCUUGCGGAACAUCCGGAGGAGUUAUGAUCUAUUUCGACCGCAUUGAGGUCGUGAACAUCUUAUCUCAAGACAGCGUAUAUGCCAUCGUGAAGAAUUACACCGUUGAAUACGACCGCCCCCUGAUCUUCAACAAAGUACAUCACGAAGUUAAUCAAUUCUGCAGUAGUCACACCCUUCAAGAAGUCUACAUUGAUCUAUUCGAUAAAAUUGAUGAGGAAAUCAAAAACGCUCUCCAAAUUGACCUUCUGAAAAUGGCUCCAGGACUCUUUGUUCAAGCAGUGCGAGUGACCAAACCAAAAAUCCCAGAAGCUAUCCGUUUGAAUUAUGAAAUGAUGGAAGCUGAGAAAACGAAACUUCUCGUUGCACACCAAACUCAGAAAGUCGUGGAGAAACUCGCAGAAACCGAGAGAAAGAAAGCGGUUAUUGAGGCUGAAAAAAUUGCACAGGUUGCCUUGAUCCACCAAAAACAAAUGAUUACGGAGAAAGAAACUCAAAAGUUGUUGAAUCAGUUGGAACCACCGAAAAAUCCAAAGCCAAUGCGGAGUUCUACAAAGCCGAAAAGCAAGCUGCUUCAAACAAAAUCCUUCUCACAAAGUAUAGAGUAUCUGGAAUUGCAGAAGAUUCAAGCCAUCGCUGCCAACAACAAAAUCUUCUAUGGAGACAGUAUUCCUCAAGCUUUCGUUUUGGGAAACACUCCAGCAAAUGAUUAA